CCGGUGUGUUGUUGCCGCUGACCUGUGGGCGUUCUCAGAAGCAGAGGACGAGAGGAAAGUGAAGGACUUUAUCUUAACGUUUCAAACAAGGGGGAAAGAAAGAAAGGACUUUAUUGUUUCAUCUUCUUUUUUUGUGGAGAGCGCCCGCCGCAAGUGGAUUCCGUACUGAGGAGAGGGGGAGUGGAGUAGUGUGUCUGGAGGAGGAGAAGUCUUUUUUACAGUUCUUCUUUUGUCCGUCAUCAUGGGUUUCUUAAUGUGCAUGAGGUAUUUGGCCUUCCCUCUGCCCCUUUCAGCCUUCAGCCAGAGCCCCUCCAACCAGGAAGAUGUCGACUUCAUACGAUGAAACUGCUGCUGCUGGUGACGAGACCAUGGACAGCUUUUGGGAGGUGGGAAACUACAAGCGCGUCGUCAAACGGAUCGAUGACGGCCACCGACUUUGCAAUGACCUCAUGGGCUGCCUUCAGGAACGUGCCAAGAUCGAGAAGGCGUACAGCCAACAGCUGACCGAUUGGUCAAAGAGAUGGAGACAGCUAAUCGAGAAAGGACCCCAGUACGGCUCGGUGGAGCGUGCCUGGCUGGGCGUGAUGACGGAGGCGGAGAAAGUGGGCGACCUCCACCAGGAGGUAAAGAACGGCCUCCUGAACGAGGACAUUGAGAAGGUGAAGAACUGGCAGAAGGAGGCCUUCCACAAGCAGAUGAUCGGCGGCUUCAAAGAGACCAAAGAGGCCGACGAGGGCUUCAAGAAGGCCCAGAAGCCCUGGGCCAAAAAGUUCAAAGAGAUGGAGACGGCCAAGAAGACCUACCACAUGGCGUGUAAGGAGGAGAAGAUGGCGGCCACCCGCGAGGCCACGGCGAAGGCAGAGGCCUCCGUCACCACCGACCAGCUGAAGAAGUUCCACGAGAAGGUGGAGAAGUGCAAACAGGACGCGGGCAAGGCCAAGGAGAAGUACGACAAGUCCCUGGAGGAGCUGAACAAGUGUACGCCGGCCUACAUGGAGCAGAUGGAGCAGGUGUUUGACCAGUGCCAGCAGCACGAGGUCAAGAGGCUCAACUUCCUCAAGGAGGUGCUGCUCGACAUCAAGCGCCACCUCAACCUCACCGAAAACCAGAACUAUGCCACAGUGUACCGGGAUCUGGAGCGCACCAUCCUGGCUGCCAACUCACAGGAGGACCUGAAGUGGUUCAGCAACAACCAUGGACCUGGCAUGCACAUGAAUUGGCCCGCCUUUGAGGAGUACAACCCAGAUGCCACUGCCGCUGCAGUGCAGAAGAGGGAAAAGAAGAAGCCUGAUGGUGUGGCCCCGGCGACCCCUAACACAGAGCAUGCUGGCCAGCCUGGAGACCGCGGAAGUGUGAGCAGCUAUGACAAGAACCAGGCCUACUCGACCGAGUGGUCCGAUGACGAGCAGCCCGCGGCGUACUCGGGCGGCGAGACCAACGGAGGGGCCAACUCCUUCGAGGAGGACUCUGGCAGCACUCGAGGAGGUGCUGGAGGUGGCGUCCGCGUCAGGGCACUCUACGACUACGAUGGACAGGAGCAAGACGAGCUGACUUUCAAAGCUGGUGACGAAUUUAUCAAGACGGAGGAGGAGGACGACCAGGGCUGGUGCAGAGGGCGCCUGGACAGCGGCCGCUCGGGCCUGUAUCCGGCCAACUAUGUGGAGGAGAUCUAGCUAACGCCACCACCGCCAAGGGAGGAAGGAGAGGAGACGAGAGGAAGAGGAAGAGGAGGAUGAGAGAAGAGGAGAGGAGGAGUAGAGGAGGAGGAGAGAUGGGUGGAUGAUGGGAGGACAGACAGGAUGAUGUGACAUGAUGGUUUGACAUGACAGGAGGCCGAUCCAGCCGCCAUGGUGAUGGGCGAUGGGGAGGCAGCUCAGAUUGUAACCCGCAGCAGAGGAGGAGGAGUCCUGCAACCUGCCUGCCUGCCUAGCCUAGCCUAGCCUAGCCUAGCCUAGCCUAGCCAGAGACCUACUUAGGAGCUACACUACACAGCUACGUACAGUACAUAUCCCUUGGCCCCAGUACUUACCGUACCAACCAAACAAUCCCACCCACCAACCAACCCCACACACAGUGUGAAGCAGUAUCAUUCAAAAAAAUAAAUGAAUAAAUAACACAGUAAUAAUCUUAGUAAGCUAAAGUGAUGACAAAAAGUUAUGCAGAAAAAAAGAAUCAUUAACGUCAUCUAUACAGUAUAUAUUUAUCAGCUGGGUGGGGUGGGCGAUGGGGUGGGGGUUUACACGCAUGAGAGGUGAGGCAUUUAUUCCCAUGUUCAUGCUAGUCACGCUUUACGUACCUACAUAAGGAAGCACACUUGAGACUACUGCUAUAGCUCCAGUGUACUGUUACAUUGGCCUCCAUAAGUUGAGCAUCAUGUAUGUAUACACACACACAUAUCACACAUUCACACACGUAUGCACACAUAGACAGACACACACAAAAACACACACACAUACACAUACACAUGGGGGUCGAUGUAGCAGUACAUUGUCUUACAGGUUAUCACAUGUAUCACAUCAACAGCAACAUAAAUAGUUAGUAGUACAAUAAUAGCAUUCAUGCAGCUAACUAGCUACGUAGCCACAGUGGAUAGGACACCCUCUACCAAACUAAAGGAUCUCUGCGAUGAUGACCACACCCAUCUUUUAUGCCGCCCGCCUCCAUCCCCUAUGGCCCCUUCCCCCACAGCGGCCACCCCACACACCUUCCAUGCUUAUAUUUUUCUGGUCACACUUUCUUUGACGUGGUCUAACACAAGGGUGUCAUAUAACUGGUAUAGCAAUGACAUACAGUAAGAAUGUCACCUUGGCAUUGUUUGGGUGACAUGAGAUUCUAGAAACAAAAAUGGCACAUUAUGACAACAGUCAUGAACAUCAAUAAUGUGUCAUUAAUGUUCCUGACACGUGUCACAUCAUUCUUAUGGCGGUUACCUGACAAUCUUGUGUAGACUACGUCAAGAAAAGAGUUGCUAUUUGUUUUUUGGUUUUUGGUUUUUUGUUAGUUUGUUUUGAUGCUAAUUCCUCCGGUGGUGUGACCCCUCUGGUGCUGGUGCGGUGUGUGGUGCAGUGCUGUCGUCUCACUCUCUCUCUCUCUCUCUCUCUCUCACUCUCUCUCACUCGUAUCUCUCUCUCUUUCUCUAUAUCUUAGAGAUAUAUCUCUCUACAGUAUAUCUCUUUAUCUCGUAUCACUGGAUCCCUGCUUGCAUAGAAGCAUGCACUAUGC
Molecule: messenger RNA, 3222 nt
Organism: Engraulis encrasicolus (European anchovy)
Lineage: Eukaryota; Metazoa; Chordata; Actinopteri; Clupeiformes; Engraulidae
Product: protein kinase C and casein kinase substrate in neurons protein 1-like
Exons: 10
Coding region: 324-1673 (449 amino acids)
Biological process (GO): plasma membrane tubulation; positive regulation of dendrite development; regulation of endocytosis
Cellular component (GO): cytoplasm; plasma membrane; endosome
Molecular function (GO): protein binding; phospholipid binding
Source: RefSeq, a predicted model, not a curated record